Nezara viridula (southern green stink bug) is the source of this 555-nucleotide messenger RNA. The record is from the annotation of a GenBank genome assembly. NCBI's taxonomy places the organism in Eukaryota, Metazoa, Arthropoda, Insecta, Hemiptera, Pentatomidae.
AUGGAUUUUGUUAAGGCGAGACUACUGGACGAAGAGUUAAAAAUUAAAGGUAAUGCACAUUCAUUGCCAGAUGAAACUUCCAUCAAAGCUAACCAGGACGGAGGGUGCUAUCAGUGUGGUGACAAAACUCACUUCAAAAUUAACUGUCCCAAACUCAUAGGUGCAAAUAAUUAUAGAAACAGAGGAGGACGAUCCUACAGAGGUCAGUCUAAUAGAAGCCAAGGUUACAGAGCUGAAGGUACUCUUCCUACAACAUUUAAGGAAGCUAAACAAUUUCAAGAUUCGACUGAAGCUAUUGAAAAAGAAUUAAAAGCUCAUGAAGAACCCAAAACUUGGACACCACAAGAUUUACCUGAUGGAGAAGUCGCAUCCAGUUAUAAUGAAAGUUCUUGUAUCCUCAAAGAAGACAACAUGGACUUUUCAGUUAGACCAAGUGAGGUUAGUGCCAAAAGAAAAAUCAGUAAUCAAAUCGGUGAACAUUUUAUGGAAACAACAUACAGUUUUGAACAGGCCAAACUGAACUCUUCUAUAGAAGCCAAUUCAGUUUUAGACUAA